GUUAUUCAUUGAUUCUGUUUAAAAAUGCUGUAUCAACUUCAGAUUAUGUAGCAUCAGAAGUCAUGAUGAUGACCAUAUAAGUGGAAAUAUGUGGUUUAAACCUUUGCUGCAUCUAACAUAUUAGAAAAAAAUAAAAUUAAUUUUCCCCUGGCAUGUUUACUUAAUGUAAUAAAACUUGGUGGAAAUAAAUGAUACUUAAUGUAAAUAGCGUGAGAGUCCUGGGAUUAUAGUGAAUUUAAAUGGCACAACAAAGCACCAGUUUCAACAUUGGAAUGUUAGCAUCAUAUUCAAAAGUGUUAAUCUCAGUUGUAUAAGUUUUUAGCCUGUUUCCAAAAGAAAACUCAAACAUAUAUGAUUCAGUGCUUCAGUAUUGAGGGGGUGGGUUUCUCCAUGCACCGUGACUGAUAGUCUAUUGUACAUCCCCUACCGAUACUGGUGCUCACUAUCAGCCCCUUUCUGCCAGCGAGGUUUGUUAUGAGGUAUGUUUUUAGUCUCCAUACUGUGUCCGCAUAUGCUGUGAUAGAAAUAAGAAAAUACUGGUGUUGGAUUUUGUGUAUCUGUCUUAUAAGUGUAGCAACAGAACAUGCUUAUAUGCAUUGAGUAGAUAUUCAGCACUGAAACGUUUGAAAUCCAUUUUAAGACUAUGUCUCAUAUGUCUUGCCAAAUUUGAAUUUUGACAAAAGUUUUCAACCAUUUUUAAGAGCUGUUGUACACGUAUGUAAAGGCAUUCAUUUGGGUAUGGGUCUGGAUAAACUAAGGCGUUUGGACACAGAGGAAAGCACCCAUAAUAUUUUGCUUCCAACAUGGAAAAAGAAUUAAUUAUUACUCAGUGAUAGGUAAAUUAAAAUAUUGUGGGAGGAAUGUACAUUUUCACUUGAAAACCAUCACUUGUAUAGAGAGGUCAGUGUAACUUACACUGAUAAUUAUUACACAUCUUCCUGAUUCGUAUUUGUACAGUUUGUGCAAGUAAAAAGGUAAAGUUGUCCCUGUGCUUAACUAAUUAAGCACUGUGCCAUGAAGGCAUAUGGGUGAUUGUAUGUAUAGAUCCACAGUUUCUUGACCUCAGCACUUGCUGAAGGUGAGUGGUCAGCUUCAUGCCCGGCCAUUUUACCCCCAGGGUAAAAACCACCAAUACCCAUUGGAUAGGAGGUUGGGUGGACACCAGCGUCGAUCUGGAUGAUCUGGAGAAGAGAAAAUUCUUGACCUCGAACGCCAACCUUUCGGUCAUCCAGCCCAUAGCAAUUCACUAUAUCGACUAUGCUAUCCUAAAUACGAACACAUUUUCAAAUUAACCUGAAGGAUUGUUUCAAUCACCAUUUUAACAUAUCAGAAAAUCUCUCUAAUGCCGGCGCUACACGAUGCUACAAACGUUGGCUCCAACGUUGGGCAGAACGUUUGAGUCAAAUAAGUUCGACAGUUGGUGCGGCAAAUGUAUCUGCUACACGGUGUGGCGAAUGCUUGAACCAAAAUUGUUUGGUACAAACGUUUGCCUAGUAGUUCUAAAAUGGAGGAUACAGACGUUGCAAUUGCAGCCGCAGCGGUAGUAGUAUUGUCUUGUGCCAAGUUAUUACUUGAAAACAAGAAACGUAAAAGACGUACAAGAAGAUGGUGGAUGUUAUCUCUAAAUAAGAGCAGAGGACGGUACAAUGGCUCAGAUAUGCUACUGGAUUUACGAAGAGAAAGCUCAGGAAAAUUUGAGAACUUUUGUAGAAUGUCAGCAGAAGAUUUUGAAUAUCUUUUGAAUAAAAUUGGGCCAAAAAUAAAAAAACAAGACACCAAUAUGAGACAAGCUAUUCCAGUAAAAGACUGUCUAGCAGUUACUCUACGGUUUUUGGCUAGUGGCGACACAUUUACCAGUCUUGGAUACCUAUUUAAAAUAUCACAUCAGUCCAUAAGCCGCAUCGUCGCCAAUGUUUGUGAGGCUCUCAUUGAAGUACUAAAGGAUGAGAUACGGUUGCCACAUUCAGAGGAAGAUUGGAGAAGAAUAGCAAAUGGAUUUUAUCAGCGAUGGAACUUUCCCCAAUGUGUGGGAGCAAUAGAUGGUAAACAUGUGUUACUUCAAGCUCCAUUUAAUAGCGAAUCGAAAUUUUUUAAUUAUAAAAAAUCGUUCAGCAUCAUACUUUUGGCACUGGUUGAUGCAGAUUAUUGCUUUACAUUUAUUGACGUUGGGGCGCAAGGAAGAAUGAACGACGCUGGAGUGUUUGCGUGCACAACACUCUAUCGUAAAAUGAUACGUAGGGAACUUUUGCUUCCACCAAACGAACCUCUGCCGGGGCGCCACAAGAGCGUACCAUACAUUUUUGUAGGUGACGAUGCAUUCCCUCUUAGUAGCUCACUUUUAAAACCAUAUUCUGGAAAUCAUGCCAAGGGUAGCAUUGAACGGAUUUUUAACUACCGCCUUUGUCGAGCACGAAGAAUUGUAGAAAAUGUUUUUGGAAUUUUAGCAUCUGUAUUCCGCGUUUUUAGAACACCGAUGUUGAUACAGCCUGAAAAAGCUGCUAUGGUUUGCAUGACAUGUGCACUACUUCAUAAUUUUCUACGGCGAAGUAAUACAUCUAGGCAAAUAUAUAGCCCAAAUGGCAGCUUUGAUUAUGAAGAAGAUGGACAUUUGAAACCAGGAACAUGGCGCCAAGAGACCAGCAAUUCGUCGCUUACCCCUCUUUCCAAAACACCGAGAAAACCAUCUCAGGAGGCAAAAGAUAUUCGAAAGGAGUUUGCAGAAUAUUUUAUAACUAACGGAGCAGUUGAAUGGCAAGAUUAUGUUAAUUGACUGAUAACAAUGUUUUUUUGUUUAUUAAAUAAACUAUAUGAAAUAAAAUUACCUC
Messenger RNA from Cryptotermes secundus, 2825 nucleotides. Its product is annotated as protein ALP1-like. The record is from RefSeq and is a predicted model, not a curated record. Lineage: Eukaryota; Metazoa; Arthropoda; Insecta; Blattodea; Kalotermitidae. Bases 1505 to 2770 code for a protein of 421 amino acids. The transcript has 3 exons.